CCCAAGGUACUCACUCUAUGCAGACGUUGUUUGUAGCCUCUCGCUGCUGAGAGUACUGGUCUAGUAUGCCACCGCAUCACACAACGACAACUGCGCUGCUUGCCAGUCUACCUUGCAGAGAGCUGGCCACCUUAUCAGUACUCGGCUGUGCGUUGAGGUAGCCUACCUGAACAGUGAAACACCCCACAACCACAUCCUCCACGUCGACUCUCUUUCGCGACAACAACCAUGAAUACACGACCGAUUCUCGACUCGAAUGCGGGGCCUUUCGCCCUCUCUGCAUCCUUCAACGCAGACAACUCUUGCUUUUCGGUGGCCCUAGAAUCAGGGUUCCGUGUGUUCAGCGCAAAGACGAGUGAUCAAAAACUGGCACGAGAGGUCGGCGGUGGCAUCGGUUGCGCAGAAAUGCUCGGAACCACACGCUACAUCGCCCUAGUCGGAGGAGGGAAGCAGCCCAAGUUCCCACAAAACAAGGUCCAAAUCUGGAACGACGCCAACCAAGUCAUCUCAACGGCCCUUGAGUUCAAGACGCCGGUGCAGCGCGUUCGUAUAUCGCAAACGCAUCUGAUUGUUGUGUUGCUAAAUAAAGUGGGGAUAUAUGAGAUGAAGCUGCCGCCGAAGAAGGUCGCAGACUACGAGACAGUCAACAACCCAUUUGGACUAUGCGAAUUGAGGAAGAACAUUGUCGCGUUCCCAGGAAGAACAGUUGGACAAGUCAAGCUGUUCGAUCUAACAUCAGGCAACGUCAGCAUCAUACCCGCUCAUGAAUCUCCGCUCCGCGCUCUCGCACUCGGCAAGAACGGGGACCUGGUAGCCACUGCCAGCGAACAGGGCACACUCAUCCGCCUCUGGUCUUUCCCAUCCUGCACAAAGCUUGCGGAGCUUCGUCGCGGCGUAGAUCCUGCAGUCAUCUUCUCGCUUGCUUUCUCACCGUCUGGAGCUACACUUGCCGUGACUUCUGACAAGUCCACUCUGCAUAUCUUUGAUCUCCCCGCAGGGACGACAGCAGAUGCUGAUCCUAAACAGCACAAAUGGGGGAUACUCUCGAAGGUCCCACUUCUACCCCGCCAAUUUUCAGACACGUACUCGACAGCUUCUGCGAGGUUCGAAAUGGGUGACGAACCGCUUGGUUGGGGGCCGCAUUCAAAAUCCGCAACCUUCAAUGUUGGGAUUCCAGGUGUACCUGGGGGCAGACCGACGAAGGGGCUGCUUGGCUGGCUGGAUGAACAGACGCUGCUAGUCAUAGGUGCAGGGCAAGAUGCAAGGUGGGAAAAGUUCAAUGUGGGAGUUGACGACUCUGGGCGAAGAGCCGUGGAAAGGGAGGGGUGGAGACGAUACCUCGACUAGAAACUGAUCUGAUCGGUAGGGGAGUACAUACUCAAGUUUGAUGACUGGCAAGUCGUUAUUGCGUGGACAUCUAAAGGCACGAGAUGUUGCACAACGUUUUGCAACCCGGAACGGCGUAUAUAGGUUGGCUUUUGGAUAAGACAGGCGUUGUUUGUGGUGACUUAUACCCUCUAGAGGCAAGGCGCAUGACGUGGAUCUCCAUCCUGACUGCGUCAUGCAGUCGGUUGUGGCUAUCGAACUAUACACAUCGCUCCAUCGACUGAGCGUUUUCUUAUGUCACCU
This is a messenger RNA of Dothidotthia symphoricarpi CBS 119687, 1629 nucleotides long. RefSeq names its product WD40 repeat-like protein. Gene Ontology annotation, molecular function: phosphatidylinositol-3-phosphate binding; protein binding; phosphatidylinositol-3,5-bisphosphate binding. The record is from RefSeq and is a predicted model, not a curated record. The transcript is spliced from 4 exons. Gene Ontology annotation, cellular component: extrinsic component of membrane; phagophore assembly site membrane; cytosol. Gene Ontology annotation, biological process: protein lipidation; protein localization to phagophore assembly site; autophagy of mitochondrion. Bases 229 to 1347 code for a protein of 372 amino acids. NCBI's taxonomy places the organism in Eukaryota, Fungi, Ascomycota, Dothideomycetes, Pleosporales, Dothidotthiaceae.